AUGGAUGGAGAUGUUCCCGGCCACUCGGCGGAUGCCGACCGCGAAAUGACCCGGCUUUGGCGCACCUGGCGGACGGUCUAUGAAUUGCUUGCGGACCGGGGCUACGAAGUGUCCGACAAAGAAUUGCAAAUCUCGCUCGAUGACUUCCGCGAGACAUAUUCAGACCCGUUGGGCUUCCCUGACCGCACCAAGAUGAAAAUCCAGGCCCGCCCCACCGAAUCCAUGAAGACCAAGUACACGCCGCUGCCGAACAAAUCGAACCCCAACCCGCAGCCCGACUGCGGCACAAUCUACGUCGACUUUUGCCCCGAUGCCUCGGGCGUGGGGACGAAGCAAGUGCGCGCGUUCAACCACCUCGUCGACGAGAGCAACUACCACACCGGCAUUUUCAUCACCCAAACUCCCAUUUCUCCCUCGGCCGUGCGCCUGCUGAGCGGUGUGCCCGGCCGCAUCUGCGAGCACUUCCAGGAACAGGACCUGCUGGUCAACAUCACCCGCCACGAGCUCGUCCCCAAGCACGUCCUCCUCAGCCCCGAGGAGAAGCUCCGGCUGUUGGAGCGGUACCGCCUGAAGGAGUCGCAGCUGCCGCGCAUGCAAGUGUCAGAUCCCGUUGCUCGGUACCUCGGUCUGCGCCGCGGUCAGGUCGUCAAGAUUAUCCGCAAGAGUGAGACCGCUGGUCGGUAUGCCAGUUACCGGUGGGUGAUUUAA
Messenger RNA from Penicillium alfredii, 708 nucleotides. RefSeq names its product DNA-directed RNA polymerase core subunit RPB5. Gene Ontology annotation, molecular function: DNA-directed RNA polymerase activity; DNA binding. NCBI's taxonomy places the organism in Eukaryota, Fungi, Ascomycota, Eurotiomycetes, Eurotiales, Aspergillaceae. Gene Ontology annotation, cellular component: RNA polymerase I complex; RNA polymerase II, core complex; RNA polymerase III complex. The record is from RefSeq and is a predicted model, not a curated record. The coding region runs from base 1 to 708 and encodes 235 amino acids. The transcript is spliced from 3 exons. Gene Ontology annotation, biological process: DNA-templated transcription.